Molecule: messenger RNA, 738 nt
Organism: Rotaria sordida
Lineage: Eukaryota; Metazoa; Rotifera; Eurotatoria; Philodinida; Philodinidae
Source: the annotation of a GenBank genome assembly
AUGGACGCUUUUAAUUUAAUUCGUUUGAACAAAGCUGACAUCAUUGUUUCAGGUGGUGCAGAAGCUGUAAUCAGUGAAGCUGGUGUUGGUGGAUUCAAUGCAAUGAAAGCCAUGAGUGAAAGGAAUGAUGAUCCAAAAACGGCUUCUCGUCCUUAUGAUAAAGACAGGGAUGGUUUUGUAAUGGGAGAAGCUGCUGGUGUUUUGAUUUUGGAAGAACUGGAACAUGCAAAAGCCCGUGGUGCAAAAAUUUAUUGUGAAGUGGUUGGCUGUGGUGCCACUGCAGAUGCACACCAUAUUACUGCUCCACAUCCAGAAGGACUGGGUGCAAGAAAUGUGAUGCUGGCUGCAUUGGAAGACGCCAAUAUGAAACCAGAAGAAAUUGACUAUAUCAAUACGCAUGGUACAAGUACACCAAUUGGUGAUGGUGCAGAAGUAAAAGCCAUCACUGCUGUUUUUGGUGAACAUGCUUAUGAACUAAAUAUCAGUGCCACCAAAAGCAUGACAGGUCACUGCCUUGGUGCAGCUGGUGCCAUUGAAGCCAUUGCAAGUAUCAUGGCUGUGGUGCAUGAUAUUGUUCCCCCAACCAUCAACCAUUUUACAGAUGACCCUGAACUUGACCCAAAGUUGAAUUUCACUUUCAAUAAAGCUCAGAAGCGUACAGUAAAUGCAGCAUUGAGCAACACCUUUGGUUUUGGUGGACAUAAUGCUUGUGUGAUUGUGAAGAAGUACAAAGGAUAA